AUGGAUACUCCACAGGACUCGAAUCACAUGGCGCAAGAGGCUCACUCCUUAUCUGCGACACAUCGUGUACUGCACACCGCCGAGCUCCUCGAGAUGAUCCUGCUAAAUGUCUUCGAGAGAGGCAUAGAGCCGCAUGAGAUCAACAAAUCAAUCUCGACCGUCUUACACAUCCAGCGCGUCAACUCCUUCUUUCGACACACUGUGCAAGGUUCUAGUAAGCUGAAGCGAGCAUUGAACAAGCUGGAAUUAUACUCGUUCCCGAAGAAGGCGACCACAAUCCACGCCAUGCUCUACAACGACCCCUGGGCACGCUUUGUUCUCAACAGGCGAGUGCCAUUCGCAGGCCUGAACAACCUAGAGGCAGACAGACGCAGCCCGCACUGCCAACGUCACGCACUGGAUGCCAUGUUCGAUAGCAACCACCUUGCCUUUCUCGUCGAGGAUAAAGGCAGCUGGCGGGACAUGCAGGUCUUCGUGCAGACAGCACCAGACGAGGGCGAUGGCAUGAUGUGCGAGCGCUGGGGAGCUGGCAGAUACGAUGAUCGAGCAGGUGGAGCUGAAGCAUGGCCAAGUGUGCCGCGACAUACUCCAGGCAAGGAAGUAUAG
This is a messenger RNA of Fulvia fulva, 606 nucleotides long. RefSeq lists its product as uncharacterized. The transcript is spliced from 3 exons. NCBI's taxonomy places the organism in Eukaryota, Fungi, Ascomycota, Dothideomycetes, Mycosphaerellales, Mycosphaerellaceae. The record is from RefSeq and is a predicted model, not a curated record. The coding region runs from base 1 to 606 and encodes 201 amino acids.